Molecule: messenger RNA, 1350 nt
Organism: Mangifera indica (mango)
Lineage: Eukaryota; Viridiplantae; Streptophyta; Magnoliopsida; Sapindales; Anacardiaceae
Exons: 5
Coding region: 184-1107 (307 amino acids)
Cellular component (GO): chloroplast
Source: RefSeq, a predicted model, not a curated record
AUUAUUGCCUUGUGGCUCUUAUCUCAUCUCAAAUGGCAAAAAUCUAGCUUUGUGAACCAAAAAUAAGUGGCGCACAUGGGCGCAAAUCUUAUCCAAAAUGAGUGCAAAAAAUUGCUAAUCACAAAAGUACUCAUGCCACAUGCUUUGUAGUGCUACGUAGCUCAAGAAUGGAAACACAAAGACAUGAGUGCUUCUAUUUCCUCUGCUCUCACCACCACUCCUUCACGGGUGGCACCGGUCGCCACCAUUGGCCGCUGCUAUAAAACCCUUUUCCCCUCCAACACUUUUACCACCCCAUAUCAUGGUAGCUACGGUCGCCACCAUCACCAUCCUUUUUUACUAAGAGUUAAACAUGAAUCACAGAGGACUGAAUUGUCUCCUGAAGCUACAAUGCAAAAAGCUGAAGCAGAUAAGAUUGUUGAUGGAAUGGAUUUUGGUGAGCUUUGCAAUGAGUUUGAAUGCAUCAGUAGCCCCUUAGUAGAAUCCACAGCAAGACAACUUGUUCGCGACAUCCUUGAGCUUCGCGAGGGCAAUCGUGCUCUCGGAACUUAUGCAGUUUCUGUCAAAUACAAGGACCCGGUCAGAAGUUUUAGCGGCAGGGAGAAAUACAAAAGACCCUUAUGGAUAACCAGUGCUCUGGAGAAUCCUUCCGUGAGUGUGCAGGAAAUGGUAAUGUUAUCUACUAGUAUCCUGAGUAUCAAAUGGACGAUAAGAGGGAGACCGAAAUCAUUCAUGGCGACUGUGGGAGGAGAUCUGAUAGUAAAAAUCAAUUCCAAGUUCACUUUAAACCAGAUUAGUGGGCAGGUGAUUGAGCAUGAAGAAAUGUGGGAUUUGUCAGCUUCAUCCCCUCUUGCUCAAGCAUUUUUCUGGGGGUCGCGACGUUUAUACGCCACCACUGAGGCAGGAAAAGAUUUUGCCGAUCUUAUCAAGAACUUGAAAAGCCGAAUUUCAACUCCCCAAGAGAACUUGGAGAUUUAUCCGGACCCUUCUGGUGAUCCUACAAAGUUCUUCCAAAGGGAUGACGGCUUCCAGAGAGAUUUAUACCAGAUUGCUCUGCUUUUGUCAGUCCUCUAUUUUGUUGUACAGUUCCUGAGGACAACCUUGUGAACCCUGCCUGCUGCUUGGCUUGGUUAUGCAAUUGUAGUUAUAAUUGUAAUUAUCUUAAUAUAUAUACAUAUAUAUAACUGUAACAUUUAUAUAGUUUUGUAAUCAUAAUCACCGCAAUUUUCCUUUUUUUGUGGGGGUUUAGAAAUCUGGCCAUGUAUAAUUUUUAUAUUUUGUAUGUAACUCACUCAGCUGUUUGAGUUGUAGCUAGACUGGUAAUAAGAAUUUUGAAUGUUUUGAUAGGGA